AUUGCUGCUGCUGCUGCUGUAGUUUGGCUCCUACUUUACAGCAUCUACUGACUAUGGACUUAGCUCACUCCAGCACACCGCUAUGCUCUCCUCGCUGACCCACCUGAGCAAGAGUACAUUGUGGUGUUGUGGUCCUUGUGGAAAAGCUAAAUUUACAUACCAUUAAUGGCUAAGUCUGUCAUAGCUUGCUUACUUAUUGCUAAAAAAGUAGUAAUGAUAAUAGUGGCAUUGUGCUCAGCUGCGUUACAAGAAAUCGACUUGAAUACCGUAAAAGUCCGUGAACAAGUAUGUACUUAGUUUCGAAUUUAGUGGUCGCACCGGUACUAACUGUCGGGCAAGAACUAUCUUUCGGACUUGACUUGUGUGUAGUGGAGAAGUCAUUUUCAUGUAGAUGUUAUACAUACUAAGCACUGCAUGUGCGAAUCAUACCGGUACUUAUUCCGGGCAGUAUGUUUAUCUGGCUGAACUCGACUUCAACAGACGGAGUCAAAAGGAUGAAAGGGGUAUUUAUUUCGGGCAAGUACUUUAAUAAGGCCUAAACAAAAAAUAGCCUUGUUUCCGGUCGUCCGACCGGGUCAUUUUUUCCCAAAUUCUGAAACUUUUUUUUGGUCCGCGUAAUGUAGUACAUGUCAUGUGUGCGCCUGUAAAGCUAGCGCUGUAUAGUGACUGUAGGUAUUGCGCGGUGCAAGCACGCUUGUUGUACAGUUGUAGCUUGCAUGCAUCCGCGGUCUUGUACGUCUGGUGGUGGACUCACGCUGUCAGGAGCACACAGUCUGUCAUUGACAGAUUGUAGAUCUACCAUGUACUGCAGUCAUGUAAAAGUGUCGAUGUCGCGCCCGCGUUGCAGUGAAGUAGGGGCGGGCACACACGGUUCAUGGUGCAUGAAUCGGAUUGUGAAAAUGACAGCAUGAGUGCAGUGGAAAUAGUGACAGACUGCGGAAUCGUAUUGAUGAGUUGGUUUCGGUUUUCAGUGCGACCAACACUGUACUCAAUCCUUGGCAUCGUUGCUGCAAUCUAGCAAGACAUGUAAACUUCACACAUCUCCGCUACCACUACCACCGACUCUACUGCCAGUACUACUACUUCUAGGAUUAGGAAGUAACAAAGUUAGUUCCGCAUGCGCCAGGCCACCACCAAUAAAAGGCACCAUGCCUGAUGAGAUUUCAGCGGUAUCGCCUAUCCGAAAAUGUUCCCAGCACAGGUAAAAGACGAAGAGGAGAAAAGCGAACUUUCCUUCCGAAGAGUUUGGUGAAGUCCGUCGUUCUCUUGUGUUCUGCAGUAAGUCUAUCGUUCUCGCUGAGUGUCGACAGCGAUGGCUCCCCUUUGCGUGGAGUGCCAUCGAUCGUCUAAAUGUUUAGUCCAGCAGCGACUUGUGUCCGCCGCCGCGGAUAGCAGCCUCCUGGAAGUUUUUAGACAACAUGUCCAGCCUCGUCUUGAGGAGAGCGUUGACGGCGAUGUGACUGCCUUUGCCAGUCAGUCUGGGAAGGUCGGUACAUGGAAGGAAGUUGACGUGGACGAGAAAGUCCAACUUGUUGCUGAGUUCGGGUGUAGAUUUAUAAAAUUCGAUCUCCCCAAGGAAGACAUAGGCGAGCCAGCAGCAAAGCGUCGUCCAACGUCCGCCUUUGACAUCAUGCUUGCAGCUGCGUCGGAGCGCAAUAGCCUUCCUGACCGGCGGGAGCCUGUUACGAGAAAGGACGACUUGUUCAACGACGUCGUGAAUUAUCUGAAGGUAAGCUUGAUCGAAAGUUUCAGGAUUGUACGUAGAUUUACAUCAAUGUUUGGUGUUCAUGUUCCGAGGGUUGUUGUUGCGGUGUAAUGUUGUUCGUGGCCGUUGCUUUACGAGUACAACUCACGGUGCUGCGUCUCGCUCGAAACUAAAUAGUUUGUUUCCCCUUUCAUACUGUUGCAGACAUGUGGCGUCGGGUUCUCAUCGGAUUCCGUGGCGUCGGAGGGCACGUACGUUGUGCGGACGCUGACCUCGGCGCUUUGGUACUGCCAUCCUCACUUUGACAAGCUUACAGACGCCAGCACACGCACCACCGUCUCUGCAAUGCCCCGUCGCUGGAUGGAUAAUUUCUCGAAGCCCUACAACGACUGGCAGGCGAAGAAAGAGAAGAGACCGCGCAUUGACGCCAGCACCCUGGAAGCGCAUGGCAGAGCCCUUCUUGCCCUGUUACCCAAGGUCUGCUUGAGUGGUAGUCAGUGGCUAGAUAUUCGCCAAGAUAUCGACGGUUUCGCUACUACCUUGCAAGGCUAUUGCAAGUACCUAGCAUCAGCUGGUGUGCAGCAACAGUGGCGGCAGCAGCAACCUCAUCCCGUGCGGCAAGUCUCGACAAAUAUUACUGUCCAGCGUUGUGAACAUGCUGCUCAGGAGAACAUGGGAAACCUUGAGUGCGCACUGAGCAACAAGAUGGCCGGGUGUGAGGACUAUGUACCACAGCUGUUCGACGAGCAGGAGUUGUUUGGCUGCACUCUGACCUUCCUGAAGGACCUGAAGUCUAACCUUACCUUGGAUAUCAUGCGGUACGACCCAGGUGGCGGUCGUGGUUGUGUGGUCUUCCUAUGGAAAUGCCCACAAUCUGUUGAGGUGACGAGUGAUGCAUACGCCACGAAAGUAGCUCGCAUCCUCUCCUCUCUUGAAGAGAAGUUGCCCACAUACCACACCAGGCAAAUGAGGAAGUCAUUCUUCAGUUCCUACAGCUCACUCUCUGGCCUCACUCCUGUUGUGUUACGCUCAGUGUACCAGGAGCUUACCGGUGAUGUUGCUGUGAGCACAAACCCUGCCAUGGAUCGACGGAUGCAGCUCUACAUUCUGGGAGAACUGCCGGAGAUUGAUGUUGACUUGCGGCGCUUGAAUAGCGGCCGUCCUGCUGUCUUCGACAGAUUCUUUGAGAAAGCUGCGGAAGUGUUGUCAGAUUGCCAGGCAGAGGAUUCGAGAAGACAUGGAGUUGCUCACCUGAGUAAAUUUCUGUCAAUUCGUGAUUUACACGAGCAAGUACGUGUGCAGUGUCCUGAUGUAGAGGUACCUUCACUUGAGUGGCUCAGGCUCCAAUUUCUACCAGUCGACCCCAGGACGUCUGCAGCGAUACGCUACACCGGCAAGCUGCAUGUUAAGAAGAGAGUGCAGUCCCGCAUUCUCCGUGCCAGUCAUGAGGAUGACCACUAUGCCGCAGCUGUCUUCAAAUAUAUGCGAGCAAUGGCAGUCGACUUGAAGGAGCAUGAUCCUUUAUUCCUCUGCAUGGAUGACAAGGCCAAAGUUCCUGUUGGCGAGCCUGACCGGCCUACGUCAACCAAUGUUCGCUCCAAGGCCACAUAUGUGGAGGAGAACGAGCAGCUAACCGCAAUGGACCAUGAUCUUACGAAGUGCUCCCUGACACCAUCCGUCAUUCUGCGAUGCGACAUUCCUGAUAUGGCAGAGGGCUCAUUCUACCGUGGCCAAGUAGAUGUCCGUGUGAAAGACAGCGUGUUCGAGCCAUCAAAUCCGUUCCGCCACAUGGCAGAGCUACGAGCAUCUGCCUGCUUCGAUGGUGCAGUGUGCCCGCCAAUUGCAUUCGUAUAUACUGAUGGCGGAGUAGACCAUCGAGUUACCUGUAGAUCUGUCCAGCUGGCCUACAUUGCCUUGUUCAUCAAGGAAGACCUCGACCUUCUUGUUGCUGGACGCACUUGCCCUGGUCACAGUUUUGCCAAUCCUGCAGAACGUGUCAUGGCAACCCUCAACCUUGGUUUGCAGAAUGCUGCUUUCGCCAGAGUUCGGAUGACAGAUGAAUCUGAAAGUCGCAUCAAGUCUGCUAACUCCAUGGCUGCUGUCCGUACAGCUGCUGAACAGUACCCUGAUGUGAAACAGGAUUGGAAGCAGUCGAUAGAGCCAGUGAAGGAGCAUGUUGAGCAGCGCUUCCGGCGACUGGUGUACAGCGGUACACAGGUUCGUGCACCGGAUCUAGUUGCAGACGAGGAUGUCCGGGCUAUCAUCACCCACCUUUGGCCUGAUGUCGACCUUGCAAAGCUGACGGCCAAAGACCUCAGUGGCAAAUUGGGCUUGCAGAAGUUUCUAGACAGUCACUGCAGGAUCCGUCAAUACACGUUCCAGAUUCGAAAAUGUGGCCAGGACCCUUGCGAGUCUGGAGUCUGCAAACCAUUGCGCACAGAUGAGUCGACCCAACUGUACUGGCUUCCAGACCCGCAACCUGAUCCAUCCAGGGACGGUCACUACAAGCGUUUCCAGAGCUUGAAGGGUGUGGAGACAGAGGAGAGUCACUGUCCAUCGCUCACGUCCAAGGCAGCACAGAAGGCAGCAUCUGGCAUACCCAAUGGAGUCGCCACCGCCCAGCGCCUUCGUGCUACAGUGGUCUGUUUGGAGUGCGAAAAGCCGAGAGGGGUGUAUGCCCAGCAUGCACUCAAGGCAGAUGAGGUACGUGAGUUUGACCGCCUGAAAGAAGUGAUCGACUACACGUGUGGCUCACCUAUCACUGAAGUGGGUGCUCCAUUUCACGGCAAACUGUUCGCCAACCUGAGUCUGCGGUGCAGUGACCCAGUUGAGUUUGCAUACUAUGCUUGCCCACGGAAGUUCGGAGACGUGUGCUGUCAUUGUGGGAAUGCAGAAGCGAUGCGUUGCCCUGAGCUGUUGGCAAAGUUUAAAGUUGUGCUGCCUCUGUGCGAUGCCUGCAACCAGCUGAAGAAGCCAACGCCUACACGUCAGCCCAAGAAAUAGGUCUGCCAGCAUGCUUAGACGAUGAGCCAGAUCUCUCUCUCUCUCUCUCUCUCUCUCUCUCUCUCUCUCUCUCUCUCUCUCUCUCUCUCUCUCUCUCUCUCUCUCUCUCUCUUUCUCUCUCUCUCUCUCCGUUUUUGUCUCCACAUCUCCUUUUUUUGGUAUCGUGGCAUGCACAUGCUGUAAACAAGCAUGCAUUGACUUGUGUCAAGUAUUAGUUGUGAAUACUGGAUAGCCGCUAGAAUUAUGAGACAUGCAGGUCUCUGUUGUGAUGUUAAACUGACAUUCCUCUAUACCAUGUACAUAAUUAUACAUCAAGUAUGUAUAUCUGCAUUGCCUUUACUGCGUAAUAUGCCCCAGGAUCAUUGAUUGUAAGAACCAAAAAAAUUGCCCAAAAAUUUUUUUUUCCGGCCGACCGAGUCUGUUUUUUGGGGGGUUGCCGACCGGAAACAAGCCUAUUUUUUGUUUAGGCCUAAUAAUAAUUACGGACUUUUACGGUACUUGAAUAUUCCCGUUCUUGGGCUUCUUCACGUGGUACAUGUAGUAGGAAGAUGUGUUGCUCUAGGUUGACAGAAAGAAAUCGGAUGGAAUGUGUAGGGAUUUUCCCAUUCCUAGUACGGCAGUUUUCUGAGCCUACUGCCAAAUUUCAGUGGCGUGCACCGGAUCCAUAUGCGUAUGUGUGUGUGUGUGUGUGUGCGCGUGCGCAUGCACUCGGGCGCACACGACCGUGUAUGACAUUGUUUCAAUUUCUAGCAACUACGGCAGUUCGUGAGGUCAAGGAGGAAACUGGUAUUGAAGCAGAGUUCAACGCAAUCCUAGGCUUUCGUCAGCAGCACCAUCAGCCAAACUCAUUUGAUCGUUCUGACCUAUAUUUUAUUUGCCGUCUCGAAGCGAAAACAC
This is a messenger RNA of Sycon ciliatum, 5605 nucleotides long. RefSeq lists its product as uncharacterized. The record is from RefSeq and is a predicted model, not a curated record. Lineage: Eukaryota; Metazoa; Porifera; Calcarea; Leucosolenida; Sycettidae. The transcript has 3 exons. Bases 2051 to 4708 code for a protein of 885 amino acids.